Messenger RNA from Bombus pyrosoma, 4501 nucleotides. RefSeq names its product homeobox protein ceh-17-like. NCBI's taxonomy places the organism in Eukaryota, Metazoa, Arthropoda, Insecta, Hymenoptera, Apidae. The coding region runs from base 1576 to 2520 and encodes 314 amino acids. Gene Ontology annotation, biological process: regulation of transcription by RNA polymerase II. The transcript has 6 exons. The record is from RefSeq and is a predicted model, not a curated record. Gene Ontology annotation, molecular function: DNA-binding transcription factor activity, RNA polymerase II-specific; RNA polymerase II transcription regulatory region sequence-specific DNA binding.
AUUAUGGUGUUUAUCAUGGAUAGAAGACGGAAAAAUGUUGAUUCAUUGAAUAAAUUUGGUACGUGCAGGUUCGAGUUUCUAUUGGAGCAGCAUGGAGAAGUUGUGGGAAGGUCUACGCCAAUGGAUGAGUUCGUUCCUGUGUGUUCUCAGUAUAUACACUAUGGACGAUUUGGUGUUGCACGACGUACUACGUUCGCGUACCCUGGAAGAGAAUUCCCCUGAGACGAGACACGGGGAAGAGGGUCGCGCACCAGGACUGCUCUCAUCGUGGCCCUUUCGUGAGAACAAGUGCGAAACAAGUGUCGCACAGGUUCCUACCACCUAUCUAAGCUGCAUUCAAAAAUAUUUCACAAUAGAUCUACAAAACUGAACGUACAAAAUCUGUUUCAAGCAGCCCUAUCUUCAUUGUAGCCACCAAAAAGCUGUAAUUAAGAAACGACUCAAGCUCAGUCUACUCACCCCUCACCAAGGAAGCGAGGCACUCAUUGUACCAAGGCAGCCGCAGAAGGAGCCAGGCGUAAACAUACGUAGGAUGGCUGAAGAGAAGCGUGGCUCUGGUGUCCAGCGGAAACGGCCUGCUCCGGAAUCGAUCGUAAAAUCGAGACCAGGGGAGAGGGCUGGCAUCAUCGAAUGAUAGCGUUCAUUCGGGCUGAUGGCUGUUAGGGAGAGGUCGCCCGACGAACCGGGGGUGGCACACCGACGGGGAUGAACACAGAGAUUCGGAGGGCGGCGACUGUUCUCUCAUCUAGCCGAGGGGUGGCACCGUGGAUCGACGAAUCAGCGCCCAGAGAACGUCAGACAGUGACCAAACCCGUUUCUCCGUAACCGACCGGCGGCCACACCCCCGGCGUGCACCCUCUCCGUCGGUUAUUGAAUUAAGCUUAUCAUUUGAUUUUGAGGAGACCCACCAGUCGGUCGUCUCGGGCUCUCUUAAGCGGGCCGAAAAACUUCUUUCUAUCCGCGGCUAUAAUCGCAAUAAUUUGAUAUCGCUGAUCCGAUUACGCGUCAUAAGCUGCUAUCGAGCAACCGGCUGCCGCCCGCGUCCCUUAGCUCUUGUCCGCGAUCAGAGAGAAUUACGUGACGCUGCUACCGUUACUUGUACACCCUGGCCUGCUGAUUAACCGAGAUUUCCACGACGGAAGAAACACGCCGCUGCUAGGGCCAAAAGCAACGCCGCGGCUAAGGCCCGGCUGGGGCCCUCAGUUUCUUUUCUUGCGACACUCUCGUCUUCUUUUUAAUCCUGUCUACGCUCAGAUCCCUCGAAUCUGCAUGCUGCAGUGAAUGGAAGAGCCAGCUGAUCCUAUUUAAAGUCGUGGAACUAUCAGGAUCAAAUCAGCCAACGACCCGGUGUGCUACUAAGAUCAGCCAGGAUCUACCAACAAUCAGAAGGAUUCAGUUUUAUGGGAUUCUGAUUGAGUGAAGAGUCAAGAUGAGGAAGAGAUAAGAGGAUUCGAUGAACUGUCCAGGUGUUCCGCGCUCAGUGCCCUCGUCUAUUCGCCUUUGACAAAGUCAGACACGCCUGUGGCGAAGGAACUCUGCACUUUUGUCUUGGAAUUUCGGUGCUUCGAGUGAACCAUGGAUUAUUCGUACUUGAACCAGGCGGCUGCCGCUGCGGCCGCCGGUUUCGAGGCUUCUAGCUGUGCUCUGGCUGCCAGUGAAAUGCAAUGUGGAUACGGGGACUUGAGUUCUUGCUCACAGAUGAGCCAAGCUGCUUAUCGUUACACGGCUGCGAGGGCUGCUGGCUAUCCAGGCAACGCGGGAACUACGAGUACAGGAAGCACCACGCCGCUGGGGGCCCAUCAUACCACCCACUCUCAUGCCCACGCGCACCACGGGGCCCAUGCAACCCCCUGCUCGGUAAUGGCCGCCAGAUCUCAAGAGGUCCACAGACACGCCGCCUCGAUCUUCCCGUCGGCCAUUAAUCUACAGAGUGGAUUAGGAUAUAAGGCUUACUCAGGACACGAUGGUUUAGCAGAGAAGAGAAAACAACGUCGGAUACGAACGACGUUUACAUCGGCUCAGCUUAAAGAAUUGGAGCGUGCCUUCCAGGAGACCCACUAUCCGGAUAUCUACACUAGAGAAGAAAUUGCCAUGAAGAUCGACCUGACGGAAGCUAGAGUCCAAGUAUGGUUCCAAAAUCGACGUGCGAAAUUCCGGAAGCAGGAGAGGCUGGCCCAGCAGAAGUCCACGUCCCAAAGCGGCAUAGGAGUAGAUAGCGGAGCUUCCAGUCCCGUAGGAGGCAACGUGAAGGCAGAAGGUCGUUCUCCAAGAAGUCCAGCGACGCCACCAGGCAGCUCGAACAGCGUGAUGUCUACGAACGAGGCGAAACCAAUUCCGAAUCCGAAUCUCGUGAGCGUGAAACACACCAGCGACACGGCUACGGAAGGAAAUUCACCCAACACACGAGGAAGUAACAGCGGCGGAGGAACAUGGGGUUCCUGUAGCCCCAGGCCCUUCUCUGCAGCGCUACCACCGUAUUUAUUGGACCCGCUGCCUCUGAAAACCGCGAAUCUCUACUAAUCGUGGCGAUGAAACCGCUCCAUCCCGGCGAAAUUAUGUAAAUAUAGAAAAUAUCACACGCCAGAACGAAAUACGGAUGCUGUUCAGGCUCUUCCGUCGCAAGGUCGUUUUCAUUGGUUCGUUGGACGCAGUCAAGCUUUCAAGCUUUCCUCGUCAAGGAAGCAAUCGAAGGGAGCAGGAACUUUUUGAUUUUGGAUCCUUUUGGUGAGAUUUACUUUCUGUUAAUUCUAGUCUUCUGGAACUUUAAACGGUCAAACAGUGAACUUGGAGGUCUAAAUAUUGAAACAUUUGGAACUGUAGACACCUAAGACUUUGGAAUUUGAAGAAGCCAAGUAUUUGAAAGUCUAGAUAUUCGAGAAUCUUGUGGAAUUGUGAAAUUCAGGUAUUUAAAAUUCUAGAAACUUCAGGGUUUGAUAUUUUAGCCGCCUAAAUAUCUGUAGCUUUGGAAAGCCAAACGUUUGGAAUUUUCUAGAUGCUUGAAUACUUGGAACUUCAGAUGUUUAAUUGUAAAUUUUAAUGCUCUAGAUAUCUACAUUCUUUUUCUGGAUUUCUCUAAUGAGAAUUGUUUUUAACUAUGUUUGAUCGUUUACUUUUACAAUUUAUUUCAUUAUUUGUCUUCAUCGCUGUCUUAUUCAUUGCUUGUUGUUUUAAUUUUUCAUUAAUUUGGGCAGUUUAUUUAGAUAAAUUGGAUUCUUUAAUGUUUUUAUUCUCUUUUUUUUGUGAUUUACAGGAAUCUUUCGUUUUUAGACAUUUGCUGAGAUGCAUUGCUAAUUACAUUUUUUUUUUUUUCAUUUCUAUUGACCUUUCGUUUUAUAAUUUCUUUCAGCGGUAACCGUCUGCAUUUGUCGCCGAUUACUUUAAUUUUCCGUAAAUCUAGUCUCGUUUAAGUAAAUAUAACUUUUGAGUCUCUUUUUCCUGGCGUGUAUAAAGUGAGAUCAUGAGAAACGACCUCGAUGGAAGAUAUUUACGAUGAUUCGAAAAGAUUCUCGCUGGAAAACCUAGUGAUACCGAUAUCUAAGUACCGUCCUAAAUUCCUCGUUGAUUAGUCAGUGAAUGGGUAGCAUUUAUGUGGAUAAAUCGCACGCAAAGAUGUCUAAAAACAAAACCAAUCCGGAGCAAGUUUGUGAAGAAAGAAGCCAGCAAAAUUUUCCAAAGAAUCUGAAAGAAAUUUGAAAUGUAACUUGAAGCUAGCAAGAUAGAGAAUUUCAUUCGACUAUCAAGAUGAAUGUUUUGACUUUAGACGUCUUGAGAACAACGAGGAAAGACCGUGAACAAAGAGAAGAUCUGAACAGCGUUCUCUCCACCACUUUUGUCAAAUUAAAAAUAAGCGACACGUUAUGGAGAAUAUCGAUGUGGCCGGCACUUGUACAGUUGUUGCUAUAAAUAUAGAAGAUUAGUGUUUUACACCGUAAACUCAUACUUACUGGUCCAUCGAACAGGGAGCAAGGAUUCUUUUCCCUUCAAGGUGAACAAAGAGAAGAAGAAAACGCAUGUUUAAGAAAAGAAAAAAAAAAAAGAAAUAAGAGCGAAAGCUAGAUUGUAGCUCCACCGACGUGUGUAUCAUUGGCCAUUCAAUAUACAUCCACAAGAAUUAUACAUUAGCGUAAUAAGAUUUAUUAAGGUCCAUUCGUAAUAAGGUGUAUGUUAGUCCGUGUCCCUGACGAUACGAGAACCUUUCUGAGUGAAAGCGAUCGAGAGAAAGAGUGAGAUAGAGUGAAAGGUAGGAGAGAAGAACGAAAGGCAGCCAGUUCCCGAAAUGGUCGAAGGAAAACUUAUCGCUGUUCGUUUCGCGGGAAUUAAAUCCUUCGGUCGAAGAGAAACGACUCACGUCCCAUGAAGCGCGUUUAAUCUUUAAGUACCGCGAUAGAGAUCGUUAAUCGAUGGACUACGGAUUUUUAUGCGAAAUUAAAUUGCCUGAUGUAGCUGGUACUUCGAUAAGCGUACCACGAUUUUCUUAGAUUUUUUGAAAGCCUAAAAGAAU